GCAAAAUACUAAAAUGGUUAAUGAUUGAUGAAUUCAAUUGGGACACAACCUAUUCCCACUGUAUGUGAAUGUGAAUUACCGUGACAGAGAGCUUGUUCUCAAAGUCGUCUCCACGUUCUCUUUUGCACAUCUUGUGGGUGUGUCGUUGUUUCUUCUGUGUUUGCCACUAUUACUAUAUUCCUCUAAAUCACCUUUUUCCUCUCUCAGCUUUGAACCUUCCACUCUCUCUACACAAAUCUUACAGAUAUUGUUCAAUUUUUCAUUUUUAUAGAUCUGGGUGUGCUGCAUUUUCCCCUUCACAUUUUCAAUUCUCCAUUCUAUUAAAGACCGGUUAUAGAUUUAGGUUUCUUUUUCCUAUUUUGUGAAAGAUAUUUCACUUUUGCUUUUAGUAUUGUCAGGUUCUGUAGACUAUAAAAAUAUUAGCUUUUUUCAAAAGUUGAUUGUGGGUAUUGAAAUAAUUCGGGUUGCUUUUUGUCCAAGUUUUUUUUUUUUAGGGAAACUAGGUUUUGGUGAUUCACUUAUUGUGUUGUUUAAUGUGUAGAGAAAUUAACAUUCAUUAUUUUUUGUGGAAGACUUGAUCUGAAAUUUGAUGUUUGAUUUAGAAUGUUUGUGUAGUGAACUUGUGAUGACUGUGUUUAUAGGGAAACAUAUGAAAUUUUGAAGAAUUUGUAGGUUUUGGAAUCUGUAGUAAGCUUUAUAGUACCCACACCUCUGAUCAAAUACAUUGUCUAUUGUCUGUAUUAGUAUCCUUGCUUCAUAGGUAGUGAGUGAUGAUGUAAUGUAAGUGUUUUUUGUUAGUAAAUUUUUUAUUUUUUGAGGGAAGAUUUUGUAGAGUGAUAAUGACUUCAAUCACUCUUUCACCAAAUUCUCCCCCUUCUGCAAUUUCUCCAUUAUCUAAUGGUGGUAGUGUUGUUGUUCUAUCACCACCCCCUUCUUCUUCUACUUCCACCCCUCCUUCACCUCCAACUUCUUCUCAAUCCAAUCAAACAUCUAAUUCCCCUCCUCCUUCAUCAUCAUCAUCAUCAUCAUCUCCUCCUCCUUCAUCAUCAUCAUCAUCAUCAUCAUCAUCAUCUCCUCCUCCACAAACAGUACCUGUAACUCCUCCUCCUUCCCCUUCUCUUUCUCCUCCUCCUCCUCCUCCACCAUCGAAAACACCGUCACCGGCAACUUCUCCACCACCACCACCAAUAUCUCCAACUCCACCAAUUGUAACACCACCUCCUGCACCUCCUCCAACUCAGACUUCACCUACACUUCCAAAUUUGUCCCCACCACCUCCAUCAGUUGGUUCCCCUCCUCCUUCUAAACCAAUUUCCCCGUCUCCACCUCCUCCUCCGGCUAAUGUGCCAAAACCACCACCAUCCACCAAUCCUCCUCCUGCACCAAAAGCAGAGCCACCAAAAACUUCUCCUUCACCUCCUUCACAAGCAUCCCCUCCAUCAGUUUCACAAUCUCCUCCUCCUUCACCUUCCAAUGUUGUUCCACCGCCAUCCACAUUGCCAUCAACUCCUCCUCCUUCAGUUCCUUCAGGAUCUGCACCUCCAGCUUCUUUGCCUCGUCCCCCUACUAACGAAACGGUACCUGGUGGUCCAGCUGUUUCAUUGCCUUCUAUUCCGACUGAGAAACCGACUGCUAGACCAACUGUUGAUGGAACUCGUAAUAUAGCUGCAAACAACUCACCUUCCAAUUCAGGAGGGUUGAAUACCGGAGGAGCUGCUGCGAUUGGUGUGGUAGUUAGUUUAUUUGUCCUCAGCCUUCUUGGUAUGACUGUUUGGUUUGUACAGAAAAAGAAGAAGGGAAAAGGGCCAAGAGCUGAAUAUGUCGCACCUUCGCCGUUUACCUCGUCUCAUAAUUCAGGUACCUUGUUCUUGAAGCCACACUCUCCAGCCAAUUUUAUAGGUAGUGGCAGCGGUAGUGAAUUUGUGAAUUCACCAUCAGAGCCAGGUGGAGUAAAUAAUUCAAGAUCAUGGUUCACGUAUGAAGAACUUAACCAAGCAACAAACGGAUUUUCAGAGCAGAAUCUGUUGGGAGAAGGUGGAUUUGGUUGUGUCUACAAAGGUUUGCUUGUAGAUGGAAGAGAGGUAGCUGUGAAACAGCUUAAAAUUGGUGGUGGACAAGGGGAACGCGAAUUCAGAGCAGAAGUUGAGACUAUUAGUCGAGUACAUCAUCGUCAUCUGGUUUCUUUGGUUGGUUAUUGUAUAUCUGAACAUCAAAGGUUGCUUGUCUACGACUAUGUUCCCAACAAUACCCUUCAUCACCAUCUACAUGAUGAAAAAGGACCCGUUUUGGGUUGGCCUAUCAGAGUUAAGGUUGCCGCUGGUGCAGCUCGUGGAAUAGCUUACCUACAUGAAGAUUGCCAUCCACGCAUUAUUCAUCGAGAUAUCAAGUCAUCAAACAUCCUUCUCGAUCGCAACUUUGAAGCUCUAGUUUCAGAUUUUGGGCUUGCAAAAUUAACAUUGGAUUCAAACACACACAUAACUACACGCGUAAUGGGAACUUUUGGCUAUAUGGCACCAGAAUAUGCCACAAGUGGGAAAUUGACUGACAAGUCUGAUGUAUAUUCCUUUGGUGUUGUGCUUUUGGAGCUAAUUACCGGUCGGAAACCUGUAGAUGCCUCUCAGCCACUUGGUGAUGAGAGCCUAGUUGAAUGGGCUCGACCUCAAUUGAUCGAAGCACUCGAUAAAGAGGACUUUGAAACUUUGGUGGAUCCAAGACUAGGAAAGAAUUACGAUAGAAACGAAAUGUUUAGGAUGGUCGAGGCUGCCGCAGCCUGCGUGCGUCAUUCCUCAGUUAAGCGGCCACGAAUGAGUCAGGUAGUGAGAGCUUUUGAUUCGAUGGACGAGUUUUCGGAUCUGAAUAAUGGAAUGAAACCAGGGCAGAGUUCAGUGUUUAAUUCUUCACAGCAAUCUGCACAGAUCAGAAUGUUUAGGAGGAUGGCUUUUGGAAGCCAAGAUAGUUCCAGUUUCUUUAAUGAGUCUCAAAGUAGCUAUAGGAGUAGAGAUCAAGAUUCUACAACUAUGUUCCCCCAAAAUAAAUCUGGGCCUUGGAAUGUUUGAGUCUUUGAGAUGUCUCUUAAUAGCUGCAACUAACAUGGUUGCAGAAGUUCAUGCACGCACGCGCGCACAUACAGGUGGACCGGUCAUUCCCGGUGAAAUCUUGGUGAAGUUGUUGCAUUUCUUCCAUAUUGCCAGGCAGGUGCUGUGGUGUACUGAUUUGUAAAUCUAUUUUUUUAUUUAUUUUUACUAUUUUUGCUCUCAUUUUCCUAAUGUGAUUUUAUUUUGGUGACACAACGGUAUCCAUGAGGUUUGUUGGGUGUCAGUUCGUAAAUGACUCAUCCAAUAAAAAUUACAUAGCCGUAUCUCCCUUACAA
Cicer arietinum (chickpea) is the source of this 3370-nucleotide messenger RNA. Its product is annotated as proline-rich receptor-like protein kinase PERK8. Gene Ontology annotation, molecular function: ATP binding; protein kinase activity. Gene Ontology annotation, biological process: protein phosphorylation. The record is from RefSeq and is a predicted model, not a curated record. NCBI's taxonomy places the organism in Eukaryota, Viridiplantae, Streptophyta, Magnoliopsida, Fabales, Fabaceae.